This is a messenger RNA of Mauremys reevesii (Reeves's turtle), 2710 nucleotides long. RefSeq names its product solute carrier family 5 member 8 (gene SLC5A8). Gene Ontology annotation, biological process: propanoate transmembrane transport; sodium ion transport. The coding region runs from base 135 to 1976 and encodes 613 amino acids. Gene Ontology annotation, cellular component: membrane. The transcript is spliced from 15 exons. The record is from RefSeq and is a predicted model, not a curated record. Gene Ontology annotation, molecular function: organic acid:sodium symporter activity. Lineage: Eukaryota; Metazoa; Chordata; Testudines; Geoemydidae.
GCGCCGGGCACAGGGCGCGCAGAUCGAGAAUCGCUGGCUGCCGGCCAUAGCCCAGAGUAGCGACCCCCGGAGAGGCCCUCGCCUCCAGAGUUAAACACACCCCCUCCGCUGCGAGCGCCCCUGCGGCUCGGGCCAUGAGCAUCGGGCACUUCACCGUGUGGGACUAUGUGGUGUUCGGGGCCAUGCUGCUGGUCUCCGCGGUCAUCGGCGUGUACUACGCCUUCGCGGGCGGCGGCCAGCAGACCUCCAAGGACUUCCUGAUGGGCGGCCGCAGCAUGAGCGCCCUGCCCGUGGCGCUGUCCCUCACCGCCAGCUUCAUGUCGGCGGUCACCGUGCUGGGCACCCCGGCGGAGAUCUACCGCUACGGGGCCAUAUUCUGCAUCUUCGCCAUCACCUACUUCCUGGUGGUGCUCAUCAGCGCCGAGGUCUUCCUGCCCGUCUUCUACAGGCUGGGGAUCACCAGCACCUACGAGUAUCUGGAGCUUCGAUUUAAUAAAUAUCUGCGUCUUUGUGGGACAAUCCUCUUCAUUAUACAAACGAUUUUAUACACUGGAAUUGUUAUUUAUGCUCCAGCUCUGGCACUGAACCAAGUCACAGGAUUUGACUUGUGGGGUGCAGUGAUCGCAACUGGAAUAGUCUGUACCUUCUAUUGCACACUGGGUGGUCUAAAGGCAGUAGUCUGGACAGAUGUUUUCCAGGUUGGAAUCAUGGUAGCUGGAUUUUCAUCUGUAAUUAUACGUGCUGUGGUGGUUCAAGGGGGAAUCGGCCGCAUUCUAAACGAUUCCUACCAUGGAGGAAGAUUAAACUUCUGGGACUUUAAUCCCAACCCGUUGCAAAGACAUACCUUCUGGACAAUUCUCAUAGGUGGGACCUUCACCUGGACUGGCAUAUAUGGGGUCAACCAAUCUCAAGUUCAGAGAUACAUUGCCUGCAAAACCAAGUUCCAAGCAAAAUUAUCUCUCUAUAUCAACCUCUUGGGACUCUGGGCGAUUCUUGUCUGUGCAAUGUUUUGCGGACUAGCAAUGUACUCCAUAUACCAAGAUUGCGACCCAUGGACAGCAAAGCGCGUGUCAGCACCAGACCAGCUCAUGCCAUAUCUGGUAUUGGAUAUUCUACAAGAUUUUCCAGGGGUACCAGGGCUUUUCGUGGCUAGCGCCUACAGUGGGACAUUAAGCACAGUGUCCUCCAGCAUCAAUGCUUUAGCGGCUGUAACUGUUGAGGAUCUCAUUAAACCUUACUUCCGCUCCCUCUCCGAAAAGAAACUAUCUUGGAUUUCCAAGGGGAUGAGUCUUUUUUAUGGAGGAGUGUGUAUUGCCAUGGCUGCUGUGGCAUCCCUUCUGGGCGGUUUGUUACAGGCAGCUCUCAGUAUUUUUGGCAUGGUUGGUGGCCCUCUUCUAGGACUGUUUUCUUUGGGAAUCCUCUCCUCCUUCGCAAACCCCAUCGGUGCAUUUGUAGGACUUAUUGGGGGCUUUACUGUUUCACUCUGGGUUGGCAUUGGGGCUCAGAUUUACCCUCCGCUCCCUGAGAGAACUAUGUCAUUAAAUCUCACAACUAUCGGCUGCGACAUAGGCAGCCCAGGAACAGGAGGCAACUGGACUGCAACAACCGAAAUGCCAACUUUAACAACCCUUGUACACCUGCAAGGCACUGAAAGACCUGUCCUGGCUGAUUAUUGGUAUUCCUUGUCGUAUCUGUACUUCAGCACAGUUGGGACCCUGGUUACAAUAGCUUUGGGAAUGAUUGUCAGCCUCUUAACAGGAGGAAUAAAGCAGAACAUAGAUCGUAAAUUCUUGCUGACCAAGGAGGAUUUACUGUCCAGCUUCUCAUUUUCUAAACCCAAGACAAAUGAAAAAGUGGAAGUUUUGAACUGGAAACCUUUCACCAUGGCAGAUGAAGGAACCGACAAUCCUGUUUUCAACCACAUUGAAAUGAACAUCACAGAAAAUAAAGAAAAAGUCAAUGGUGCCCAUGUAUGACUUAAGAGGACAGUGUUAAAGACAUUGCCAGCAUUCCUGUGAAGAGUUAGUUACCCACCCUACCUGGGGUUACGUGCAGUAAUCCCUACUAAAAAUCCAUCACCACAUUGGAAUGACCUUGCCAUUAAGACUGAUUCCAAGAAAGGAAUCAGAGCAUAUUGGCCCAAAGAAAAGGUGGGUAGUGGGUACUUCUUCAUAACAUACAACUCUGCUUAUUUUGGGAGACCUUCCAAAAGGCAUGCAUCUGUGCCUGUGACAGAAGUGAACGUGAACUAAGAGCAAGCGAACUUUAAGCAUCCUCAAAUGUGGAGAAUGUUUUGUGUUACCUCCAAUGAUUACACCCAUUGAGCACAGCAAGAAACAAAUGAUAUUGGCUUGGUAUUUAUUUAUCAUGUGCAUAGUUGUCUAGCCAAGCGCUGGCUUGGUAAACAACUGCUUUUCUCAAUCCACUGAAUGACACAUUCAGUUCAGUGACAAUCCACUGAACGACACUGAAUGACAAUCGACUGAAUGACAGAUUCAGUUCUAAGAUAUCAAGAUGGAUCCUUCUCUCCCCAGAAUAAUUCCAAUGACUGCUGUGGAGCUGCUCCUAAUUUACACUGCUGAAAGUGAAAACAGAAUCAGGCCUCUGCCUCUUAUAGGGGACCUUUAUAGGGCGGACUAAAGCCGACGUUUCUAUGUGAAAUUGUCAUUCAGUAUUGGUUUGGACUCCUAUAAAAAAUAUUUACAUUCAA